GCUAUAACUAACGCGAGGAAGGGCCUAUUUAUUGGAAAUGGCGCGCCAGUGGAAACUCGCCUACCACACCCAACGUUAACUGUACAGGUAGGUAAUUAAUAAAUACUUGUCGAUAUCACGGGCAUGAGAUUGAGUGGCUUGCAUCCUCCGUACGGAUAUCCUUACCCACACUUGUUGGUUCUCGCUACACCGGCUGGCUAUUCCUCGCGAUCGAAUCGCCUCCCCGACCUUUGCCCAGGCAGUCAAAUCAGACUACAUCAAUCUGACGCACCUCUCCAGGCCUCGGGAGGUUCGCUGCCACCAUCUGUCUUGUCACAGUUUUAUCAUAUUCUGAACGGCACCUGGGUGGGACUAUUUGAGAUUCACCAUCGGGUUGAAAAACAGACCUGUCAACUUUGUUCCGCCCGGCGGUGUCUCCUUGGUGCAGAAGAACCCGGCUGCCACGUCACGGAAAGUUCAAUCAUAAGGCACACGGCGCAAGAAAUAACAAACAUCAAUUCAUAACUUUAGGGAGAGUCUUUUUUUGGCCAUGUUGCGUUUCUCAUAAUGCAAGCACCUCACUGCCACAAUCGUGGUUUUAUGGCAAAUUGUGGUGCGGUGGCAUAUCGGUGUGCUUUGUUCACCUUGUCUUCCGGACGCAUCAGGGCAUAGUCUCAUAAGACACACGCACAUUACUCCGUAUCGGAAAAUGGAAUUCUCAUCGUCGUCUUCAGAGGCAGGCUCCUCAAGAUCCAACCGAGACGCCAGAUUUACCGGGAUCAACAGCCCCUCCGAGACUUCAAACCACGGCAAAGCACCAGAGGGUACUCCCCAAUUCGACAUAAUUGCAUGGUACCCAAAGCACCAAAGCUGUCAGAAAUAUUUCAUAGACCAUGCUCAGCAUGAACCACUUGUUCAGGCAUUUGCGGCCUUCAUCAACAUCCUACUGCCAUUUCAACGACAGCCGCAUCCGAUCUACAGCACAACGGGCUCUCGGAGUGGCAAGGCCAAAAUAGAAAGGGAGAGGACAUCUGGUAGCGCUUCCGAAUCGGAAGCAGUCGCAUCUUCGGUCUCGUUGAUUCCGUACGUACGUCGCUUGGUCGUUACCGGAAUGGACGUUCCUCAGGUGUUGCAUGGAUUCUUUGGUGAUAAUUGGCGGCCUGGCAUUGGACCACAACGGGAACAGGAGAGGCGCAAUUAUCUUUUUGCAGCAAAGAGUGGGGGUUGGGCAUCUGUCAAGCGUGACUACGACAUGCUGCCGCUCGAGACAGUGCCUUUUAUACGGCCACUGUAUGAUCCAACUGAUGGCGAAAUCGAGGCUGCCGAACGGGCGUGGAGUGAAUGGCUUGCUCAGGAAGACUGGAUGGUGGGAUCUCGAGCACCAGAAUGAAUCAAGUCAAAAGAACUUGUGUACUGCGUCUUUUUGGGGCGGCAUGUCACUCGCUAUGCAGAUGCAGCUGUCACGGGGUUGCUCACCUGUCCUUUCUUCAUUGAGGUGAGGCUGUUGUGUGCUAGGGCGGCACGGUAUUUCGUGGCUUCUGCUAAGAUACGUAGUGCUGGGGGCAUAUCAUGUGGAUCUAGAUGGUCAACUCGACUGUUCCGGUGGCUGGUUAAUGAUGCCUUCUUGCUGGGAGCAUCAAGGGAGCAUCACAUGGGCAUUACUAGCGGUUCAUUGCAGCCUCGUUGCCUUAGCGCGAGGCUGAGGGGUGGGAUUCAACGCCACAUCCCCAUUAUUUGAGACGAGUUUAUCGACGUCCCUCCGUGAAGAAAUGUGAUAAUGAAUUGGCAUUCGAAAGCGUUAA
Molecule: messenger RNA, 1781 nt
Organism: Exophiala oligosperma
Lineage: Eukaryota; Fungi; Ascomycota; Eurotiomycetes; Chaetothyriales; Herpotrichiellaceae
Exons: 1
Coding region: 689-1369 (226 amino acids)
Source: RefSeq, a predicted model, not a curated record